Messenger RNA from Meriones unguiculatus (Mongolian gerbil), 3453 nucleotides. Its product is annotated as leukocyte immunoglobulin-like receptor subfamily B member 3. Lineage: Eukaryota; Metazoa; Chordata; Mammalia; Rodentia; Muridae. Gene Ontology annotation, molecular function: inhibitory MHC class I receptor activity. The coding region runs from base 139 to 3183 and encodes 1014 amino acids. Gene Ontology annotation, biological process: cytokine-mediated signaling pathway. The transcript has 16 exons. The record is from RefSeq and is a predicted model, not a curated record.
CUCUUCCUCAGGGGCUGACAGUAUGAUAUCCUCAUGACACAGAGAGAAAUGCGCCUUCAUAAGCCAUAACACACUUAGCAUACUUCCAUUUGGCAAGAAGAAAAAUUAUCUGCAAACCUGCAGCAACUGGAAGAUGCUAUGACUCCCAUUGUCACAGUCCUUCUGUAUCUUGGACCAAGCCUGGUCUCCGGGAACCCAGCACUGUCAGCUGCCAAUUUUCUUGCAGGGGCCCUCUCUAAACCCACAAUCCAGAUGGUGCCAAGCAAUGUGGUAACCAGUGGGAACCCGGUGACCAUCUUCUGCGAAGGGCCCUUACAUGCCAAGGAAUAUCGCUUCUACAAAGAAGGAACUGAAGAUUACUGGAUGCCAACAACCCUUCUAGAAACUGAGAAAAAAGCCGGAGUCUAUAUUUCAUCAGUUCAAUGGAACAAUGCAGGCCGAUAUUGCUGUUCCUAUAAAAACCUCACUAAUAUGUCAGAACAGAAAAGUGACAUCAUGGAACUUGUGGUGACAGGAGUUUACCAAGGCAGAGUCACCCUGUUGGCCAUUCCCAGGACUGCUGUGACCUCAGGAGAGCACGUGACCCUUCAGUGUUUCUCACAAGUGGCAUAUGACAGGUUCAUUCUAGUGAAGGAAGAUGAGAAGUUCUCCAUGGCUGGGCCAGCAAGGAAUACAUACCCUGGGAGAUUCCAGGCCAUGUUCACAGUGGGUCCUGUGACUCCCAACCAGAGGUGGAGGUUCACAUGCUAUGGACAUUACUCAAGUAAUUCGCAGCUAUGGUCAGUUCCCAGUAACCACCUAGAGCUCUUGGUCUCAGUGACCCUCCAGAAACCCUCCAUCUGGGCUCAUCCAGGCUCUGUAAUGACCUUGGGUAGCCCUGUGACUAUCUGGUGUGAGGGGAGCCAAGAAACCCAAGAAUAUGUGCUAUACAGAGAAGGAAGCCAAGAGUCCUGGUACAGGAAGGUAGAAAAGGACAACAAUAAGGCAAAUUUCACCAUCCCGUCUGUGUCACAACUGAAUGCAGGACAAUAUCACUGUUACUCUUACUCUUCUUUCGGGUCGUCAGAACUCAGUGACACCCUGGAACUGGUGGUUACAGGAGUCUGCAAAAAGCCUACCCUUACAGCCCUAGAAAAUCCUGUUGUAAACCUGGGCACAUCUGUGACAGUCUUGUGUUCUUCAACUGAAAGAUUUAACUGGUUCGUUUUAACUAAGAAUGAUCAGAAGAUUUUCCAGUCCUUUCAUCUCCAAAGUACAUAUACUGGGAUGUAUGAGGCGAGUUUCAAAGUGGGACCAAUAACCUCAGGCCAAAGGUGGAGAUUCAGCUGCUUUGGCUAUGGAACAAGCAAUCCUCAGGUGUGGUCAGAAGCCAGUGACCCGCUGGAGCUCCUGGUCUCAGGGACCCUCAAGAAACCCACCUUGGGGGCUAAUCCAGGUUCUGUGAUCACCUCAGGGAAUUCUGUGGCCAUUUGGUGUAAGGGAACCAUGGAAACCCAAAUAUAUUUCCUGUAUAAAGUAGGAAGCCCAGCACCCUGGGCCACACAAAUUCCAAAGAAGCCUGGUAACAAGGCCAUGUUCUCCAUCGCUUCCAUACAAAGCCGCAAUGCAGGGCGAUAUCGCUGUUACUGCUACAACUCUGCUGGGUGGUCACAGCACAGUGACAUACUGGAGCUAGUGGUGACAGGUGUCUACCAUGACAAACCUACUUUGUCAGCCUUGCCCAGCCCUGUGAUGACCUCAGGUGGGAAUGUGACCCUCAGGUGUGUCUCAUCAAAAAGAUAUGAUGGGUUCCUUGUGACUGGGAAAGAUCUGAAGUUCUCCAUGUCUCAAAAGGCACAGUUUAUACACACGGGACAGUUCCAGUCUCUGUUUCCUGAGAUCCCUGUGGCAUCCAGAAAGAGUGGGCCCUUUACUUGUUAUGGGUACAAUACAAGUACUCCACAGGUGUGGUCAGUGGCCAGUAACCCUCUGCAGAUACAUGUUUCAGGGCUGUCAAGAAAGCCCUCCCUGCUGAAUCAGCAAGGCCCUGUCCUGGCCCCUGGAGAAAACCUGGCCCUCCUUUGCUACUCUGAGAUCAGUUAUGACAGAUUUGUUCUGUCUAAAGAGGGUGGAAGUGACCUCCCCCAACUCUCUGUGCAUCAGCCACAGACUGGACAUUUUCUUGCCAACUUUUCCUUUGGCUCUGUGAAUUUCUCCAUUGGUGGCAGGUAUAGAUGCCAUGGUGCACACAACUUCUCUUCUGAGUUGUCAGCACCCAGUGACCCUCUGGACAUCUCGAUCACAGGACAUAUUUCUGUCACUCCAAUUCUCUCAGUGCAUCCAGGCACCAAUGUGUCCUCAGGAGAGAAUGUGACCCUGCUCUGUCAAUCAUCAAUUCCAGUGGACACUUUCUUUCUGUUCAAGGAAGGUGCUGCCCAUCCCUACGUGCACCAAAGAUCAGAGUUCCAAGAUCCACAACGUAAGGCAGUAUUCUCCAUGAGUGCAGUGACCCCGGCCCUUGGGGGUACCUAUAUGUGCUUUGUUUCUCAAAGCUCAUCCUCUUACCUGUUGUCAUACCCCAGUGUUCCUGUGGAGAUCAAAGUAUCAGAACUGGAAAGGUACCAGAAGUUGCCAGUCUGGAUGCCCAUAACCGUCAUCAUACUCCUCUUCCUGAUCCUCUUCUUUCUUCUACUUACAUUCAAGCAUCAGAAUAAGCACAAGAGGAGAGUCCAGCAAAAGACUGACUUGAAACAUCCUGAAGAAGCUGCAGAGCCAGGGAGCAUGGUUAGAUGCCUCCAGAAAAGAUCCAGUCCAGAUCCUGCCAACCAGGAAGAAAUCUUGUAUGCUACUGUGAUGAUCCGAAAGCCAACAGACAGCUUGGAGCUAGACACUCUGAGCCGACGUGAGGAUGACCCCUCCAUGCACUUGUAUGCCCAGGUGAAACGUUCCAGAAGGGCAGAGACCACCUCUCCUUCCCUUUUGCCAAAGGAAUUACUGGAUUCAAAUUACAGACAGGCAAAUGAAGGCCAAGUGAUAGACAAACAGGCUAAUCCAUCCAAGGAGCCUCAUGUUGUGACCUACGCCCAGCUGUGCAUGGCUCCGAAACGAGGGCAGGUGAAGCUCCCACUGUCCAAGCAGAGGAUUCUCACCUCACACCCUCCACUGGUGGUUACCAGUCCAGGGAGAUCUACAGUUCCCCCCUGAGGCCCUCCGCUGGUGGCUACCAGUCCAGGAAGAUCUACAGUCUACAUCCUGUGAACAAGAGAGGACACAGGCAUGUCAAAAAACAAGAUCUGCCUCAAGUGCUCAGCCAUUUUGCAGCUAUAACCUGUCUUGUCUAGGAGAUUCUGAGAUCUUUGGGGACUCACCUGAUUCUGUAGCCAGAGACAUGUCCCUCCAUUUUAUAAAUAGGGCAAAUGCUUUGUCAGUAACUGGUGCAUAGAAUGAAGAAAGAAAAUAAGAGUGAAGAAAAUA